AUGGCAAGAACAAUGUUGAUUGGCAGUGGACUUGCAAAGAACUUUUGGGCUGAAGCUGUCAACACUGCCUACUACUUAGUGAACAGGUGCAUGAUCAGAUCAAUUCUGAACAAGACCCCGUAUGAACUGCUGAAUCGAAGAAAACCCAAGCUAACCUACCUAAGAACGUUUGGAUGCAAAUGCUAUGUUCUCAACAAUGGAAAAGAUCAGCUUGAUAUGAUGAGUCAAAUGAAGGAGGCAAAUGAAGACAACACUGCCUCAUCAUCUACAGAACCAAGCACUUUAAUUACAACCACUGAAGCUGAAGAAAGAGUGGUUGAUGCAGUUCAGGGAACUUCACUAGCAUCUAAGAGAAGGAUAGAGGAGAAUCGGCCAAACAUACCUUAUUCCUCUCAGAAUAAACCCCAAUCAUCUAACUGGAGACAUCUUCUCACCUUAUAG
This is a messenger RNA of Nicotiana tabacum (common tobacco), 441 nucleotides long. Lineage: Eukaryota; Viridiplantae; Streptophyta; Magnoliopsida; Solanales; Solanaceae. The record is from RefSeq and is a predicted model, not a curated record.